Ceratitis capitata (Mediterranean fruit fly) is the source of this 1663-nucleotide messenger RNA. RefSeq names its product transmembrane protein 19. The coding region runs from base 174 to 1175 and encodes 333 amino acids. Lineage: Eukaryota; Metazoa; Arthropoda; Insecta; Diptera; Tephritidae. The record is from RefSeq and is a predicted model, not a curated record. The transcript is spliced from 4 exons. Gene Ontology annotation, cellular component: membrane.
UUUUGUUUUGAUAACCAUAUACGUUGCUAUCUGUUUUCGGCAUUUCUGCUUUGCACUUUGCAACUUUGAAGAAAAAAAAUUGAUUCAGUAAGAUAAAAAAGAAAGCGAAUUUCACUUUUUGGGCAUUGCAUUCCGUGUUGGGUUGUUGAUGGUAAACGUUAUAUGUGAUCAAAAUGGAUAUUCACGCUUGGUUGCCGGUGAUCUUCUGCAGUCUUUCCAUACCAUUAUCAUUAUUUAUGUGGCUGGGACAUCUAGCCUUCUCGAAAUUUUGGCACAGCAAUGAAUUUGAAGAACCUCCUGUGAUAUCGCCGACACGUUGGCUAUUUUCAACCUUGGCUCCCCUCGCGCUCAUGAUAAUUGCCUUGCGCAGGAAGUCGGUAAACAAAUCAGGCGCCGUAUUGGGAGUACUAUUCGCAUUCAUUUUAUCACUUGCGAAUCAUGCUUUCUUCGCCAGUUUGGCGGCAUUCUUCUUCAGUUCUUCCCGAGCCACUAAAUUCAGAUCACAUCUGAAAAGAAAAUUUGAAAAGGACUUUAAGGAAGGCGAAGGUCAACGAAAUUGGGUGCAGGUGCUGUGCAAUAGCGGUAUGGCCACACAGUUGGCAAUAUUGUAUCUUAUAGACUGUGGCAGUUGUGAACGGCCCAUUAACUUCACUGAUGAGUAUCGCUCCAGCUGGCUAGGGCUUGCGGUUAUGAGUGCCUUCGCAUGCUGCAAUGGCGAUACAUGGGCGAGUGAACUGGGCAGUGUGCUUUCCAAAUCGGAACCUUUUCUCAUCACCACACGACGUCGUGUACCGCGCGGCACCAAUGGUGGUGUGUCAUUCCAUGGACUUGCCGCUAGUCUGGGAGGCGGUUUAUUUGUUGGCUUUGCUUACUAUUUAACUGUGCGUUACACUGUCGAUGGGCAUAUUUUAUUAUCAAGCCCUCCACAAUGGCCGCUCAUCAUUUUCGGUGGAGUGGCUGGACUUUUUGGUUCGUUGGUGGAUUCAUUUCUCGGCGCAACAAUGCAAUACUCUGGUAAGGACAAAGAGGGUAAAAUUGCCGAAUGCCCCGGAUUGGGUGUAGUACAUAUUAGCGGUUUACGUAUACUGGACAAUCACAGUGUAAAUUUAAUUUCCAGCAUUAUAACCGGUGUAACUAUGCCGUUAGUUGCUUUGAAAUUUUGGCCUAUGCAUUAAUUAGUAUUAAGGAAGAUAUAAGAAUACAUACAAACAUAGAUAUUGAAAGGGAGUUAAAAAAUGUAUGAACUGUAAAAAUCAUAAAAAAUGUCUAACUAAGUGGAAACCUUUAGUCAUUUUUGUUAAGUUUUAUUUACAAAUUUCCUCAAAAUAUUCUCAUAACGACUUUUUCGAACUUACUUACUGUUUGCCUUUAACAUCGAAUACCAACGAAAGCGUGGCAUAGUCAAUUAUAAGUAUGUUUAUUUCUAAUAUUGUACGCUAAUUUAAGUCUAUUAUUAACUAAAACAAACUACUAGAACUGAUUCAUUUUUAAUUGAAUGAAAAAAAAUGUAAAAUAACUAUUUUGAAUUCUGAAAAGUAGUUAAUGUGUCUCAAAGUGUAACUAAAAAGAACUGGAUUUAUAUUAUAAAAUAGCGAUGGCAACUAUUUAUAACGUAACAAAAAUGUAAAUGUGACUAAUAAAUAUUUGUAAAAGCAUGAAAAAA